AGUUCUUGCUGUAAUUUCUCUUUCCACCUGCAGUCCUCUUUAUAUUUGAUUUGCUGUUUGUAUUUCAUGGUCUGUCAGUGACAUAUAUCAUUCUGACAGACACUGUCAUGUGGGACUGAGAGCACUGGAGUCAUGGAAUGAAGUGCAAAAACAAAAUGGUCAAAUCACCUUUUUCCACCUUCCACAAAUCCAGUCAGCUCUUCAAAUGAUGCAUGUUUUCUAUUGCUAAAAAUAUACAAAAUCCUAUCCUAUAGCAGGGUAAGGAUUCUGUUUUGUUAAGGAUUUGGGGAUUUUUCUUAGAGAGAGAGAAAUUAGCAUUGCAUACUUGCUGUUUACAUAUAUGGAAUCUGAACUAGGACUUCGUGUUUAACACCUUUCUCUCGAGCUCCCCUAAUGCCAGAAACCUUAGCUACAAUAUAAAGAUUAGAAGUAACAAAAACCUCAUCAGAAAAAGGCAAUGGUGCAAUGGUGGCAGAUGACAAAAUGACAUCUGGUAGUGUUGGCUAUAUACAAAAAUAGCAGUGUGUGGGAGGGGAUAGAGGAACUGAAAGAGCUGAAAAAAACCCCCAAAAUCUUAACACCUGAAGCAACAAAUUAUUUACAGUUGUCCUUAGUUGGUAAUGAGCAUUUCAUUUCCCAGUGACAUGUUUAAACUCCUAACUGAAGUGCUGCACAUCCACUGCAGGCUCGUGUUGCUCUCUCCUUCUUGGUCUUCAUGUGGAAUCCCCUCAGCCUAGCUUUUAGCACUUUCCUCACUUCUGUGUAAAACACUUUUUUCUGUAAUCAGACCUUUUUUUCUUUACUUGAAUAUGCAGUUCUUGGCAACAUUUGCCUACUCUGCAGUGAAGUUCCCUCUUAGUUUUCUAAUGGGUUCUGAGAAAUCAGCUCAACUAUAACCACAAACAUACCUGUGUGAGUUCAUCUAGGUGUACAUGGAAACGUCCUACACCCAAAGUGCAGUGUGUGUCUCUGCUCUUUUUGUCUGUCUUCUCAUCAACUGAACUCCAUCUUGAGGAAACCACAGAACUGGUGAGACUGAGCUGCAUGAACUAAAGCCAAGAAAGCCAGGCUCGAGUUUAUUUCUUGCCUGGCCUGGAUCACUGUGCUCUUCACACUGAAGAAAGAAGCAAGGGGAUGGCAAACUGAAGAAAGGCAGGUGUAAUCUCCUUUGGAAAUGACAAAACUCUUAGGACAUCAGGAGCUGGAAGUGUUUUGAGCCUGUUCAAACAUGGAGCACUGGGAUUCACUUGGAUUUUUGAUAGUCACUCUCAACUAUAAUGUGACUAUUGUGGGGAAGAUCUGGCUGAUGUUAAUCAUCCUGCUGCGGAUGGCAGUGGUGGUGUUAGCAGGCUACCCCCUGUACCAGGACGAGCAGGAGCGCUUUGUCUGCAACACCCUGCAGCCAGGAUGCUCCAACGUUUGCUAUGACUUGUUCUCUCCCGUGUCUCACUUCAGGUUCUGGCUCAUUCAGACCGUGUCUGUCCUGCUGCCCUAUGCUGCAUUCAGCAUUUAUGUUUUGCACAAGGUAGCUGUGUACAUUGUCAGAAUGCACUGUCUGGUGCAUGGGUGCAAGAAGAACAAGGGUUUGUCAAGCCCUGAAGAUGUGAAGGAGCUCUGUAGAAGUGCAGUUGUCAAUAGAGAAGAUUGUGGUGCAGACAGCCUAAGUGUCCUUAAUUUUUCAGGGGCAUAUACCAUUCAUCUUUUUGUUAGGACGCUACUUGAGGUUGCCUUUGCAGCUGUGCAAUACUUUCUUUUUGGAUUUUUUGUUCCUGACCGCUUUUCGUGCUACCACUCACCUUGCACAAGCACUGUUGACUGUUACAUCUCCCGGCCCACUGAGAAAUCCAUCAUGAUGAUUUUCAUCUGGGGGGUCAGCAGUCUGUCCUUUCUGCUCAGCCUUGCUGAUCUCGUCUGUGCUCUCCAGAGAAUGACAGCAAGAAACCAAAAGAAAAAGCAGCUGGCAAAACUUUACACAGAGAAGGAGUGCAUGAUCUAUCUUCCCCCAGUCCAGCACAGUAGCUCUUCUCCACCUCAAAAUGGGGAUGGCCCAGUAGCAAACAGCUGCCAGACCAGUGAUGGCUCCUGCUCACUUCCCCCUGACGAGGAAGAAGAGGCUGUUCCUCAUCCUGGAGGUGUCCUUCAGCAAAGUGCCAGCACUAAGUGCUGUGUACCAGACCUUGCUGUCAAGCAGCAGAGCACUGAAGAGCCCUUGUGUGCCAGUGACCACCAAGGAACUCCCUGCAGCCAAGUGAGACCCAGGCUCCAGCAAGACUUCAUUAAAGAUGCUGCCCUGGCUUUGGGGCCUCAGAUUGAGUCUCCCCUUGGAGUUUCUUCCUCUGUUCUCCAGAGCAAGCUUUUAGGGUUCUACCCUACAGCUGAGCUAAAAAGCCCUGAUGCACAAUCGAAUUACAGCAGCACAAGCUGCCUGAGGUCAAAAAAGUCCGAAUGGGUAUAGAACCCAGAGUGAACACUGUGCUGUGACCUUGACAGGGCAAAUCAUUGCACCACUGAAGAGGCUUCAGAGAGUUUCAGCUGAAUCCCUUGGCUGUGCUUAUGCUGCAGAGACACUCUACUCCAUUAGAGAAGAAGCAAAAACUUUGGAUAAGAGUUUGAAGGGACAUGUUCUUUAGAAAAUGUGACAUCUUUGGUUUUUUUUGCAUGUAGAUGGUUUAAAAAGGCUGUGGACUGUCACUGAUGUGACUGACCUGGUUUUCCAGGAGUAUGUGUGAACACUUGUUUGUUCUAACCUAGUUUUAUUGCAAAAGAUUGAGCUUAGCAAAGACAGGUUGUCUACUCUCAGAAGCCUAAUUUAUCUCCUCAUACUAAAUUCUCAAAGCCCACUCUAAGACAGGAUAUUCAAGAAGACUAGGCAGUGAAUAAAAUAAAACCACUUGUUUUGUAGCAAAGUGUUAAUUUGUUAAAACCCCUGGAUCCUGUUUCUUGAAGGCAAUACCCCUCUCCCAGCUAGCAGUGCCUGGGCAGUACCUUCCUCUGACACUGAUGCCAGCUGCAGUCUGACCAUGCCUGAGGUAUUCAACUACAACACCUUCCAGUGCCUAAAGGAAAGCCAGAGGGGGACUUUCUACAAGGGCAUGUAGUGACAGGACAAGGAGGAAUUGCUUCAAACUGAAGCAGGGUAGGUUUAGAUUAGAUGCAAGGAAAAAUUUUUUUACUUGAUGGUGGUGAGGCAGUGGAAGAGUUUGCCCAGAGAAGCUGUGGAUCUCCUGGAUGUCCUAUGCCUGGAGGUGUUCAAGAUCAGGUUGGAUGCAGCUUUGAGCAGUCUGGUUUCGUGGAAAGUGUCUCUGCCUAUGGCAGGGGUAGUGGAAAUAAGUGAUCUUUAAUGUCCCUUCCAACCCAAACCAUUCUAUGAACUACAAUAACCUCCAAAACAGAGUGGCUGCAUCUACAUUAGCUGCUGGGCAUGGUCCUGUGCUUGGGAAUUUCUCAGGAGACAACAAGGAGGUGUGAGCCAGAAGGGUGUCAGGGAGUGCUCCACUCAGCUUGCCAGGGAUUGAGCAGCAAUGCCCAUGCUCUGGCUCCACUGACACAUCUUCAGGGUGUUACUCCUCAGCCUUAAAUAGUCACACUGGGCUCUCAAUUUCAGGAGGUGGGAAUGAAUCACCUGACCUGUUUUAGGGGUCUCUAAAGGUAAGAUGAGUCACUUUCUAGAUAUACCUAUUUCUCCCACAAUAUGAUUAUCUCAUCAUUAUCCCUGGGUUUAGGGAAAAUGGUUUUUCCCCUGAAAGAAGGAUAUAGGGGCAAUGUCUAUAUCAGAGUGCUCACCCUCUUUGUCUGACAGUUAUAAUGCUGGUAAUUUGAAAACAUGUCUAAAUUGAGUGAAUCACAGGAGAUUUUAUUACAGCUAUGCUUUGUGCUUUCCUUCAGUGUUAAUUCUGUCCCAUUUGCAUAAGCGUGGUCCACACUACAGCGCAGCAGAGCGUGAGAUGAAUUUUCUUUUAGCUACAAGUCAGUGGGGUUUGAAGGUUGCACAUACCUGCAGAUCAUCAGUGGGAGUGGAUGUGGAGGAGCAUGUACCUAGAGAAAUGUGCUGGUGGUAGAGUCUUAUAAAACAAAUUAUUCCGACGGUGUCAAGAACUGGUGUUUGUAGAUCCUGCUUGGUGCUGGAGUAGCUCCGAUGCUGUUUAGACCAGGCAAGGUUUAGCCUUGCUCUUGGGCUGCCACGUAACAAUUUUCUGUAAUAACUCAAGGGUUGGCUCCCAUCUGCAGGGCAUGAAGGGACAACAGCUUUCACAGUCUAGCUUUUCUCUCCUAUGGGUGCAGAAGUCUUCAAGACAGGCUCACCUGUGUAUUAUUUCUCGCAUGUAUAAGGUAAAGACUAGCAAUUAUCCCUUCUCUUCUGCAUUCCCCUAAAAUUAGGUGGCUUAAUAGGUAGACAGAACUGCUCUUGGGAUCAGAAGAAAAGUACUUUGGGAUCCUGAGGUAGGCUAUGGGCAUUUUUAACUACUACCUUCGAAGUAAGGGUUUCCUCUCCAUUAGCUCUGUUUGUUUCUUUUAUUGUGCAUGCUUGUUGUGUGAUUUGUCAUUUCCAGGGUAGAAGCAGCAUUAAUUAUUAAACUUAUCGUAGGCAGAAAAACAUUAAAUAUUUAAAGUUCUCAUCCUCCAAACCCUCUUUAAUGGGGUCUGUGCUGAUUACACAUGCCAUGACAAAACAUUGCAACAAUGAAACAUUUUAUGAUUCAUUGCAUCUUCUCAGAUGUGAGAAGGAAUGCGAGGAGCAAAUGUGGAUUCAGCCUAUUGCAUACAUCCCACAGCAUGAGAUCUAAAUAGGGUAGGAAAAAUAAUAAAUGCAUUGUGGCUGGACACAGUUUGGUUUUUUCUCUAUGGUUAGACAUUUUUUAAUGAUUGAAGAGUCUCAUUUGAAAUUGGAAAGAUCCUCUUUGUGUUUGAAAUCGAAAGUGAAAUUAGUGGAUGUCUUCAUUUGUCUGCAGAGACUGUGGCCUUUGGGUUGUGCUGCAUCUCUGCAAACCUGGCUGAUUUUGGGACUUGUGGGUCCAUUGAAACAUAAUUCAGAGUCAGUGUAAUAAGCACUUAAUGUGUUUGUAAAAACUGCAUAUUAAAGGAGAAAAACUUGGUAUGGAAUUUUCCCUAGGGAGUGAGUAGAAGCCUCUGGCAUCAACAACUUGCUCCUAGGGCAAUGACUCAGAGAUUUUACUGCUAUUUCUCCAAGUCACAGUUAUUAAUUACAAAGAUGCAGCAAGAUCAGCUGAUUUGUCAGCAAGGGAAGA
Messenger RNA from Passer domesticus (house sparrow), 5246 nucleotides. RefSeq names its product gap junction protein delta 4 (gene GJD4). Gene Ontology annotation, molecular function: gap junction channel activity. Gene Ontology annotation, cellular component: connexin complex. Gene Ontology annotation, biological process: cell-cell signaling. The transcript is spliced from 4 exons. Bases 1229 to 2455 code for a protein of 408 amino acids. The record is from RefSeq and is a predicted model, not a curated record. NCBI's taxonomy places the organism in Eukaryota, Metazoa, Chordata, Aves, Passeriformes, Passeridae.